This is a messenger RNA of Zalophus californianus (California sea lion), 1957 nucleotides long. It is a transcript of the gene SPRYD4, whose product is annotated as SPRY domain containing 4. Gene Ontology annotation, molecular function: protein binding. The transcript is spliced from 2 exons. Lineage: Eukaryota; Metazoa; Chordata; Mammalia; Carnivora; Otariidae. Bases 288 to 911 code for a protein of 207 amino acids. The record is from RefSeq and is a predicted model, not a curated record.
AAGCAGCCGCUUAACCAACUGAGCCACCCAGGUGCCCCUACACCAUCUUUUUUAAAGGUCCUACUUCGUAAAAACGUGAGCAGUAGUCGCCUCAGAAAAAAAACUGUACCAACCACGGGCUGACCUAGAGCGGAACUCACUAAAAUGGCGGCUCCCCUACCGGGCACUGGCUCUCUUACGUCAUCAUACUGCGCGGCGGCCACGCGCGCACCACGUCGGAAAGGAGCAGGAGGGCAGAUGGCGAGGUCUCAGGCGGGGGGGCGUGCCCUGUUCAUCCCUGGCGCAAGAUGGCGCUGCCUUUUAUACGCUCGCUCUGUCUGUGCCGCUGGGGAGUCAAACGAUUGGGGGUUGCCGCAGCCGAAGCCCGCAGAGCCAUCAGCUUCAAACUGGAAGAAAAAACCGCCCACAGCAGCCUGGCACUCUUCAAAGGUGACACAGGUGUCAAAUAUGGCAUAGUGGGAUUGGAGCCCACGAAGUUGGCCCUGAAUGUGGAGCGCUUCCGGGAGUGGGCAGUGGUGCUGGCAGACACAGCGGUCACCAGUGGCAGGCACUACUGGGAGGUGACAGUGAAACGUUCCCACCAGUUCCGGAUAGGAGUGGCAGAUGUGGACAUGUCCCGGGAUAGUUGCAUCGGUGUGGACGAUCGUUCCUGGGUGUUCACCUAUGCCCAGCGCAAGUGGCACACCAUGUUGGCCAACGAAAAAGCCCCUCUUGACGGCAUCGGGCAGCCAGAGAAGGUGGGGCUACUGCUGGAGUACGAGGCCCAGAAGCUGAGCCUGGUGGAUGUGAGCAGGGUCGCUGUGGUCCACACGCUACAGACAGAUUUCCGAGGUCCAGUGGUACCUGCCUUUGCCCUUUGGGAUGGAGAGCUGCUGACCCACUCAGGGCUUGAGGUGCCUGAAGGCCUCUAGUAUGACCCUCCCUGGACUCCCUAAUCAUGCUCUUGGCCAUUCUCCUCUGAAAGUGUCUGAAACCUUUUAAUUUUGCCACCAAGCAAUCUCUAAUUCUCGAAAUGCAGUGUCGGGUUCUCUGUGCAAUAUCUAAGUCUUCUUCCUCUCCCAUACUGUGUGAAAGCUGGGCAUACAGCCACCCUUUCCCUCCCUCAAACUACUGCCAGUUUCCUAAGCUAUCAUGAGUGUACUUUGCCUGACUGGCUUCCUUCAGUCCCUCUGCCUCCCUGUGCCCGGACCUUUCUCAGACUGCAUUCAGUCCUGGGGUAUUAGCUUUCAACUUUGUUUGAAUUAUUCAUCACUGUGAUACCUCCACCUCCCUUUGCCCCCAUGUAAUUUUUUUCCCCCCUGGGACUCUAUAGGAUCUCUCCAGAGUAAAUCCUUUCUACCUCUGGCUGGAGGAGUGGUGCAGUGACUUGGCCCUUUCUCUCUAUAGCACAUAGAGUCUGGGCUCUGGCUCCCUCAGGAAGUGCUUUACUGUGUCUGAAUGAAACAGAGCCCUCCUUCCCCAGUACCUCAGUGCCAGACUUUCAGCCUCACACUGCUACAGCUAUCACCACCCAGAGUCCAUCUGCCUUAAUCUGCACACCUCUGACAUUUGGUCAAUCUGUUAUAAUCACUGGGCCAGUUACAACCAUGCCCAAAGAAGACAAGAUACUUUUGCCACAGCUGGAACUUCCAGAGCGAGGAGGGAGGCCUGAGGUCUUGCACAAUCCAUUUUUGGGCCUGCUCAGUCCCAAACCCUCACGCAUACUGCCCUGGUCCCCUACCCAAUCUGACCUCUGGCAGAAUACAGUUAACCUAUAGUAAUAUUUAGGGUUGAGGAAAACGUGGUGGGAUGAGUAUGUAUGUGAAAUAGGUAUUCUCAGGCUCUGUCUGACCUUGUGGUUCCCUCUUAUUCUACCCUUAUGAUGGCAAGGCAGCUAGAUACCCCUAGGGGAGAGGGAGAAGGACUGGGUUUAACAAAAAUAAUAAUUUGUAUAAUUAAAGUUUAUUUGAGCACAAAA